AUGCUUCAACAAGCAAACAUCCUGUAUUCCAAAGGGUUCUCCAUCAUCAUAAUCCACAUUCACUUCAACUCUCCAAAUCCUCAGAACUACCCUCACUUCACCUUCUCUUUGAUUUCCGAUGGCCUCUUGGAACAUGAGGCUUCUACCACAGAUAUUAUACAUUUGGUGACACUCCUCAAUAUCAAAUGUGUUAAACCCUUUAGUGAUGGUUUAUCUAAGUUGUUGUUGGAUGUUAAGGAGGAGCCAAUUUCUUGCAUAAUUACAGAUGCCCUCUGGUACUUCACUCAAGCUGUUGCUGACAGCACUAAGCUUCCAAGGAUUGUGCUACAUACCGGUGACAUUUCUUCAUUCCUUGUUUUUGCUGCUUUUCCACUUCUGCGAGAAAAGUAUUUCAUAACCAAAGAUUUUCAACUAGAAGAACCAGUUAUAGAGACUCCCCCACUUAAAGUGAAAGAUCUUCCAGAAUUUAAAACACAAGACCUAGAAGACCUUCAUCAUUAUGUAGCCGGAUUGAUAAAUGAAAGCAAGGCCUCAUCAGGACUCAUUUGGAACUCUUUUGAAGAGCUCGAGCAAGAUUCACUUACUAGAUUAAGCCAUGACUUUCCUAUUCCCAUUUUCACAAUAGGUCCAUUUCACAAGUACAUGCCAGCCUCUUCAAGCAGUUUAUUUACACAAGACCCAAGCUGCCUCUCCUGGCUAGAUGCCCAAGCUCCUAAUUCUGUACUCUAUGUGAGCUUUGGGAGUCUUGCAGCCAUAAAUAAGAAUGAAUUUCAGGAGAUAGCUUGGGGACUAGCCAAUAGCAAUCAACCUUUCUUGUGGGUUGUUCGACCAGGAUUUAUCCAGGGUUCAGAAUGCCUUGAACCAUUGCCGAAAGGAUUCCUUGAGAUGGUAGGUGAAAGGGGUUAUAUCGUGAAAUGGGCUCCUCAACAAGAGGUUCUAGCACAUCCUGCCACCGGAGGGUUUUGGACACACAACGGGUGGAAUUCCACAUUAGAAGGCAUUUGCGAAGGGGUGCCCAUGAUUUGUCAGCCUUCAUUUGGUGACCAGAAAGUAAUAGCUAGGUAUGUUAGUGAUGUUUGGAAAAUUGGGAUACACUUGGAUUAUAUGCUUGAGAGAGGGAAGAUAGAGAGGACUAUCAAAAGAUUAAUGGUGGAGGCAGAAGGACAAGGAAUGAGGGAGAGAAUUAUGUCUUUGAAAGAAAAGGAAGAGGACCCUUUAUUUCCAAGUUAUGUGACCUUAUGGAUUUGCAUUGCUCAUAUUAUUACUGUUGUUAUCGGCUCUGGAGUUCUGUCAUUGGCUUGGAGUACAGCACAACUAGGAUUUGAUUUGCUUUGCUUUGCGAUUGUCACCUACAUUUCUGCAUUCCUCCUUUCCGAUGCUAUAAGUCCUCUGACCUUUGAACCUUUGAACUUGCUUGGUGCUGCAAAAGUAAUUGGUAUUGCUGCUAAUCUGAUCAGUUCUUCCUUCCUGUUUAUAGACAUCAUGCUCGCUAUAAAAGACUUACCUUUUCAGUCGCAGCAAAUAGGUGUUGAAGCUCAAUUUUGUGUGUUUCUGAGGUUAAGCAUGGAUUUGCCAUGCGAAGAAGCCUCCAAAACUUGUGUAAUUGCAGAAAAUGGGAGGAUUAAGGGGAGCAUUACAAAUUAA
Messenger RNA from Dovyalis caffra, 1644 nucleotides. NCBI's taxonomy places the organism in Eukaryota, Viridiplantae, Streptophyta, Magnoliopsida, Malpighiales, Salicaceae. The record is from the annotation of a GenBank genome assembly.